CGCAAAUAUAUCAUCUCUUCAUGUAUAGACUUGAUGGAAUCCUCCAACUUCUUCAACUCAAUUUCCAAACCCUUGGAUCUUGCUUCGCUUGGCAACAGAUGGCUAUUCUUUGGCUGCUAUCCCUUCUCGCCAUUCAAAAUCCACAGUCACAGUGGCUGAAAGCUCGAAUCUCGGUGACCAUAAACAAGCCAUGUAGGUCCCAGCCUCAUCGGCGACGUAACCGAAGCGCCCGGACUCGACGGCAUCGGCGACGUGAAGGGGCUCGCCAUCAGGACCGGUUACCCGAAGAGAGAUCUUGCGAUCGGCGCCGGAGGAGGGAUCUUCAUCGGAGACGACGCGGUAGCUGGCCGUGGAUACGGUCCUGGGGCGGAGCUUUUCCGAGAAGCACUUCACGCGGCCGGAUGGGAGGUGCAAGACGAGGGCAUCAGCAACGAAGAUCAGUAGGAGAAGGAGAAGGAGGAUUAUGGCUUGAAGAAAGGCGGCGGCGGCGGCCAUCGCCGUCGAGUCGCCGGAGACGGCGACUUUCGAGAGAUGUAAAAUGGUGAGGAGACGAAGGGAGAGGAAAGA
Messenger RNA from Dioscorea cayenensis subsp. rotundata (Guinea yam), 567 nucleotides. RefSeq lists its product as uncharacterized. Bases 21 to 545 code for a protein of 174 amino acids. The record is from RefSeq and is a predicted model, not a curated record. The transcript is spliced from 2 exons. Lineage: Eukaryota; Viridiplantae; Streptophyta; Magnoliopsida; Dioscoreales; Dioscoreaceae.